Cotesia glomerata is the source of this 1358-nucleotide messenger RNA. RefSeq names its product delta-like protein 4. Gene Ontology annotation, cellular component: membrane. Gene Ontology annotation, biological process: motor neuron axon guidance; cell communication. The record is from RefSeq and is a predicted model, not a curated record. The coding region runs from base 38 to 1333 and encodes 431 amino acids. NCBI's taxonomy places the organism in Eukaryota, Metazoa, Arthropoda, Insecta, Hymenoptera, Braconidae. The transcript is spliced from 6 exons.
CUCUUAGCUUCAGUCUUGAGCAAGGAGUCGAGUGAAGAUGAUACUUGUCCUCUUGUGUCUAUUGCCUUUGUUCGGUGGUUCUAAUUUGGUGGUCGCACCUGGCUACUCUUCCCCGGGAAUUUUCCUGGUGGCCACUGCAGGACUCGGUGCUCUGCCCAGCGGAUUCGCUGCCGGUCCCAGAUACGUUCCCAAAUGGAAGAAGCAGGCCUGCGAGAUCCCGGCUGCCCAGCAUCCUGGUUCCCAUUACGUCUGCGAUGAAGCGGGUGAAGUUAAAUGUCUUCCAGGAUGGACCGGGGACCUAUGCGAUGUUCCGCUCUGUCGAAAGGGCUGCGAUCCGCUUCAGGGCUACUGCCGAAGACCUGGAGAGUGUCGAUGCAAGCUGGGCUUCUAUGGAGAAUUAUGCGACAAGUGUGUCGCUCUUCCGGGUUGCCAGCACGGUAGGUGCAACGUAAGCUUCGAAUGCGCUUGUGACCCAGGCUGGAAAGGAUUAUUCUGCUCGGAGCCGAUCUGCGACGCAGAUUGUCAUCCUAGCCAAGGAUACUGCGAGAAGCCCGGAGAAUGCAGAUGCAGGCUCGGAUGGCAGGGCCACAAGUGCAAGCAAUGCUCAGUUUUGCCAGGUUGCGUCCACGGAACCUGCCAAGGACCUCUCGAGUGUCGUUGCAAGCCCGGCUGGACCGGAAUCGUUUGCCAGACCCCGAUCUGCGCUCCGGGAUGCAGCAGAGAAAAUGGAGGAUGUCGCAGGCCCGGGACCUGCAGAUGUCGCGUCGGGUGGACUGGACAGAACUGCACUGAGUGCGUUCCCUACCCUGGGUGUGUUAAUGGCGGCUGCAAGAGACCUUGGGAGUGCAGGUGCCAGCCAGGGUGGACUGGAGACCUUUGUGAUGAGAAACUUACGUUCUGCGAUGAUCAUCCUGAUAUUUGUCAGAAUAAUGCGACUUGCGUUAGUAUGACCAAGGAAGAUGGUAAUUUUAGAUGCAUCUGCCCAAUAGGAUUCACUGGCCGAAAGUGCCAAAUUCAAACCGUGGAACCAGCGGCCGAUCUAAUGCCCCCGAUUCCCGAAACGGCAACGAUGCCGAUGAAUUCUACAGAAAUUCCACCCGAACUUUCAACGACUGCCUCCAAAAAUCAAACCACAGUGUCUAUGGUGAAUUCCCACCAAGGACACUGGGAUGACGAGGUCACUGAGAAAGUCCAAGGGACCACUAUUGAGCCGCUUGGUCCAAUAAUGGUCACAGAUCCUUCGACCGUCGAACCGGCAGCGACUGCUGGUAAAUGGCCUAUUGAACUCGAUGAUGAUUCAAUUAUCGACAGCGAUAUUGAUAAUGAAGCUUAAUAGUUAUUUCAACAAACAAUUUAUU